Oncorhynchus tshawytscha (Chinook salmon) is the source of this 524-nucleotide messenger RNA. RefSeq names its product inositol 1,4,5-trisphosphate receptor type 2-like. Gene Ontology annotation, biological process: calcium ion transport. The coding region runs from base 33 to 524 and encodes 163 amino acids. The record is from RefSeq and is a predicted model, not a curated record. NCBI's taxonomy places the organism in Eukaryota, Metazoa, Chordata, Actinopteri, Salmoniformes, Salmonidae. The transcript is spliced from 5 exons.
UGUGCAUUAAGAUCCUGCAGACACUCCGAGAGAUGCUGGACAAGAAGAAGGCCUUUGAUGAGCCUGGAAACGUGUUAAGGAAGAUUCUCCUCACUCGCUACUUUGGAAAUCAAAGGCUUCACUCCAAAUCAGAGUUUGGGAGCGGGAACAGCUCAGCUGGAGGUGGCUCUUUGGUGCAGGACUCUGACAAGUUGAGCAGCAGCAUGGUAGAUAUCCAGUGUCUGCUGGACAGUGAGGGAGCCUCAGAGUUGGUCAUAGACCUUAUCGUCAGCACCAAGAAUGACUGCAUGUUCGAGGAGAGCAUCCUGCUAGGCAACGCCCUGCUCCAGGGGGAAACACUCAGAUACAGAACUCGUUCUACCACCAGCUGCACAAGCAGAAGAAGUCGGAGCACUUCUUCCAAGGUGUUCUACGACCGCAUGCGUCUGGCCCAGCAGGAGAUCCGGGCCACUGUGUCCGUCAACAUGUUCAUGUCGGCACCUGCAGAAGAGAGACGAGGACGUCGACUAUCACUGACCCAGUAG